Messenger RNA from Aphis gossypii (cotton aphid), 2372 nucleotides. RefSeq lists its product as uncharacterized. The coding region runs from base 413 to 1216 and encodes 267 amino acids. The record is from RefSeq and is a predicted model, not a curated record. NCBI's taxonomy places the organism in Eukaryota, Metazoa, Arthropoda, Insecta, Hemiptera, Aphididae. The transcript has 5 exons.
AAAAGUGUGUUCCAAAUAAUUUGUUUCGUGAAAGCGUUCAUAAAAUAUAUCAUAAAUUUAUGACAAAUCUAUUCCGUUUCAGCUCGUGAGUUUACAAAAAUAUCUGUUUGGUACUCAUGUAUGACGAUUGAAACUUUGCUGUAUUCGAAAACAAACAAUUUCGAACGUUUGAUAUGUUAAUUGCGAUAUGCUAUUCAAACACGAACAAUAUGUGACGCUUUUACUUUGUCCAUCGGCGAUGUCUCAAAAUCAGCCCUCAGCCUGACAACGCUUGUCAUUCACGUGCCGAAGACGAUCGCGAGAAUUUCAAACCACCUAGCUGCUGUCUGCAUUCAGUUUGACUAUUACACCAUAAUACGUACUUCAAAGUUCUAUUUCAAGACUACGGAAGCAUAAUUUUACUAUAUUAGCUAUGCAGACGCCGGUGUCCGUGCUCGUGUGCUUACUGCUGUUUGUGUCUCGAUCAGUUUCUGGACAUAAGGUCGAUGAACAUCGUGUGGAGAUCUUCGGUGCUGACGGUGUUGACCAAAACGAGGGCAAACUACGAGAUAUAAAACCGGAGUCGGUGUUAAUGGGUCUUGCAAAGACGUUAAUCGGUGGCAAAUCGGGAGCGGCGAGUGGUCAAAAUCACUACUGUAUAGAUCGUGAUGUAUACCAGAGGUCAGGCCGGGGUUUCUGCAAAUUGUCCUCUCUGACCACUUUGUCCAGCCCCUGUAAAUUUUUCAAGAUGGCCAACGGAUUUUGCGAUCUCCCCGACAUCUUGUCGCUAAGCUUGAACAUGUCGAACUUAGUACUGAUGUUAGUGCUCAGGGGUCUGAUAUGGGGCGUGUCGUACAUGCAAAACGGCGGUGGCAUCAAAGAAGCACGAAAUGAGGAUUCGAACUCGAGCGCGGUCGGAGGACCGUUCCAGGACAUGGUAACCGAAACCGAUGUGAUGCUGUUCCUUGGAUAUCUGGUGGCCGACGAGUCGGGCCGAUACGAAUGUCUAAAUCGCGUGGCGUGCGAGCAACCGGAACGAGCGGAGAGUUAUUUCAGGACCGCUGAAAUGGUCUGGAAAACCGCGAAAAUGUUUGACGAUGUGAUAUCGUUGGACUCGAAGUAUGAAAAAACGUUGACUCGAUUGCAAGAAGCCAUCGAAAACGGAAUGACAAAUGGAGAUUGUGAGUUGAAGUAUAAAUGCUUAGGAUCGACUGCUAACGAUACCUUCAAAGUUUAACUGAAUAAAGUAUAACCAUAAAGUCAUAUUUACUUAAAGCAUUUAUUACAACUUUUUGUAGUAUUAAGUCUGACCGACUACUUACCUAUAAGCGCAAUCUGUGGAUACAUUUAUUAAGUCAUUUUACAUACCUAUAGUCGGUAAAUUUGUAAUCAACAACCAACAUUGGAUCAAAUGUUUUGUGAUGUGAACAUAUUAUAAUAUUGUACUACCCGACAAAAAAACGUGGUUAUUAUUACUAUUAUUAUAUUAUUAUACUAUAACCUGUUCAAGUUUUAAAAAAAAUGUAUUGUUAUUUGUUUUAUUUUUUAUUUGUGUUUAAAUAUUUAACAUAUUAUUAUAUAUAUUAUUUAUAAAAUACUAAAUGAGAUUGUUUUGUUCAAAAUGCAAAAAAUUAUGUGCCGUGACCAGGAUUCGAACCUGGGUUAUUGCGGCCACAACGCAAGGUCCUAACCACUAGACGAUCACGGCCGUGUGUAUUUUCUUGUUUACUAUAAGAUAUGAGUUAUUAGCCAUCGAUUAUUAUGAUAUAUUAUAUCUAUUAUAAUAUUAUUCUAAAUAACAAUUAUUUAAAUACACUUUGAUUAAUUCCCAUCAGCUGUCAAUAUUACCGUACAUGAAACUGAGGUCUAAGAGACACUAUUUUAUCGACUUAUAUAAUAUGAUAAUUUCAAAAUAAUAAUAAUAAUUAUUAUUAUUAUAAUGUUAUAAAUGAUCAAUAAAAUAUACUAUAAUAAGUAUAAAGUAUUAAAUAUUACAAUAGGUACUUUUAUUUUAAUAAAAAGUUAUAAUAAUAACAAUUAAUGCUUUAUCUAACUUAUUCAAUUAAAAUUUUUAACAUUAUUAUUUUACAAUAAUACGCGUACGUAACUCAAUUGUGCACACCCGUAAUAUACCUAUUGACGUUCUAUAGCGCAAUUUAUUAUGUUUUGGGCUUAGAGUAUAUGACCAUCAUUGUCCAUUGAAUAUACCUACUAUAUUAUUCUAUAAUCUAUGUUAAGAGUGUUAAGACUAUAAAAAGUUUCUGCUAUUAAUAAUUAUAUUUACAAUACGUAUUAUAUAUUAUGUUAUUAUAAUAUAUUAAUGUAAUAGUUAGAUACAAUAUACCUACAUUUAUUUAAAUAGUGCACUAUUAUAAAUAUAAUUUAAAUUUCUU